Messenger RNA from Acanthaster planci (crown-of-thorns starfish), 4681 nucleotides. RefSeq names its product orexin receptor type 2-like. Gene Ontology annotation, cellular component: plasma membrane. The record is from RefSeq and is a predicted model, not a curated record. Lineage: Eukaryota; Metazoa; Echinodermata; Asteroidea; Valvatida; Acanthasteridae. Gene Ontology annotation, biological process: G protein-coupled receptor signaling pathway. Gene Ontology annotation, molecular function: neuropeptide Y receptor activity.
UUCACUGUGCGCCCGGUACCUGUCGGUAUGUCCGUGUCGGCUACGCGGGAGCGUAGGGGCUCAGUUGGCGGUGCUUGGUCUCAGAGGCAAGGCAUGGGGGAAACACGGUCAGAAAAAUAGACCCGUCUAUGUAUUAAGAUACACUUUACCGAUGACUUUUUUCAUGCAAGGUGCUACGAUGAGCGAUCUCUGAGGCGUAUGGUGACUCGGUUGCCAAACGUUUCAGAAAGCCGGACGUGGCUGUGUGAUCAAACAUGCGCCUUGGCUGCAACUGGAUACGCUCUGUAAACGUCAGCGCCGACUUCACAAGAUCUUCCCCAAGCAGUGUUGACUCUGCCAGCCUAGUCAAUCAAGCCACGCCGCCCGAUAGCCACCCGAUACAGCUUGCCGGAACAGAAUCAAAACUACCUCUCCUUGCAGCUUCCAUCUCGAGAAAGAGCGUCAAUCCAUCUCGUCAGAGUAAUUUCCUUGCCUUCCACUUUGGAUUUGAGAGACUGCAGCAGCUGUGGCACCCGACUUUGACGACUUUUCUUAGCUGAGAAAUAACUUAGUUUGACCCGUGGUGACAACAAAAAUACUUGUAACAUGGAUACCAAUCAUACCGAUGGAAACUUUGAAGAGUACAUGGCUUACAUCCUCGAGAAGUUCAAGGACAAAGUGUACCCGCGCCCCUACGAGUACCUGAUCAUUGUCAUCUACGGCUUGGUGUUCCUACUGGCUAUUAUUGGCAAUACGCUGGUGUGCAUCGCUGUGCUGCGCAACGAACACAUGCGGACGGUGACCAACUACUACAUAGUAAACUUAGCCCUAGCCGACAUCUUGGUGUCUUUGGUUUGCCUUCCCUUCUCAGUAGUCGUCGACAUCUCAGAGACUUGGUUCUUCGGCGAUGUAUUGUGCUCCAUUAUCCCUUACAUACAGAACACUGCCGUGAGUGUGUCCAUCUUCACACUCACCAUGAUCGCGGUAGACCGCUACCUGGCCAUCUGCCGCCCCCUCAAGUUCCAGAUCUCGUCCCGGCGGACCGUCAUCACCGUGAUCGUCAUUUGGGUCGUGUCCCUGAUUACCAUGCUUCCUCACUCGCUCAGUAUGUCCACCAAGUCCAACCCUGUUAUGGCGUCCUUUCUGAAGCCCCUGUGGUUGACAAAAUGCCUCGAUGUCAAAUGGCAGGAUUCUCCAUGGCGGACGGUGUACACUGUAGUGACGAUGCUUUUCACAUAUUUGCUUCCGCUGUGUGUCAUUGGAGUCGCUUAUUGUAUGGUGUGUCUACGGCUUUGGUCUGGGAUCCCGUCAGAUGAAACAAGCCACAAGCCCACUAACAACAACCCCAGCUGGAACGGGAAGGGCAAGCGAGCCCCCCGCAGCAUGAACAAGAGCACGGAAGCGCAACUCGAGUCCCGCCGCAAGGUGGCGCGCAUGCUGAUCGUGGUGGUGGUUCUCUUUGCCGUCUGUUACCUUCCCGUACGCGUUAUAAACGUCUUGGAAGUUUUCGGACUGUUAAGUAGUAACAACAUUGACAUGCUUCUUCACGGAGAGAAGGUCACAUCGGCUUACCUCAUAGCGCACAUUAUGGCAUUUUUCAACAGCUCCAUCAACCCUAUUAUAUACAACUUCAUGAGUGCUAAGUUCCGCCAGGCUUUCAAGACGGCGUUCAGCUGCUGUCUGCCCGGUUCCCAGCGCCAAUCUCGCUACGCAGGACGCUACGGGUACAAGUGCCAGUCUUUUAUGAACAGCACGGCGGUCUCAGAUACGCGCAUGUCUAACACCAACACCGAGUGCAUCUCAAUGACAAACAGACCCAACUCUGUGCACAUACCAGAUGCUUAAUGGCAACAAAGCUAGGAGUAUCGAUCUAAUCUGCGCGACUCGAGCCAAUCACGAAUAUUCUCUAGCUCCAGGUGAUGUUUGGAUCGAGCUGGUUUAAUGAGCGUGACACACGCGAUCCUCGUCCAUUGUUUACUCCCUAUUACUGGAAAUGGCGGUUACUUCCAUUCGUCACCUGUGCUCAGGAUUGUAGUUUAAAUAUCAUUGACAGCAUUACUGAAACAGCGGUUGUUCCGAGUGUUUCAUAAACAGUCAUGCCAUAGGGACUGUGCGUGGCAGUCAUUUUCCGGUAAGAGGUUUGUUCCACAGGCAUACACUUUAAGUAGACCUUUUGUGCAAUCCCUGUGUAUUAACAAAACAGUUUCAUGUAAACCGGAAAGCUUGUGCCAUGCACAAUCUCUACGGGAUUGUCUUUAUCUCUUGUAUGCAUCGUUGAAUGUAGUACCAUAAAAACUGGUUCUAACGUGACGUCUUGUAAAAAUAUAAGAUUUGGGGCUAAUUAAGUAAUCAUGUUCAAUGAUAAUCAUCUGUUUGCCCCCGUGCAUUUCAUUCCAAGGCAUCGUUUCGUUUCCGGUCAAAGAUUUUGGAAUGAAAAAUUGCCCUCUGACUGGCUGAUUUUUCAGGGGCAAAAAUACCAUUAUUUGUUUGUCAUUUAUAGAUAAAUUCUGAAGCGACGGCAACGAGGAAACGCACAUGAUAUUUGGUAAAUAUAAAUUAGCAAGAGAUUACUCCAAAAAAUUCAAGAGAUAAAUGCAAGUUCCAAGCUUUCAUGUUCUCAACAAAAUGAAACGUGUUUUAAUACAGUCUUAAAUGAUGUUGGAGAACUAUAUUAGUUUUAUUAAAACCAAACAGAUAAUACUCGGCGUUGUGAGGUUUGUUUAGGCAAAUUACUGAGUGGCAUGAUGUAUCUUUAAAAUAGAAUGAGCACAUUCUGACUUUUGUCAAUCGACAGUAUUGAUGAAAGUUACCUAAAUGUUUCAUUAGUCUCCCGAGUAGUCGUCGUUAAUUCUGACUUCCCCGUAUUUGUAGAUUCUUGUGGAUGACGUAGACUGCAAGAAGAAUUUGAAAACACUCACCUUGCUCUCAGUUUCAAAUAAAGUGAAAUGCAUAGCCGCAUCCAUAUUUAAAAAUAACGAAAUGGGCUCUUUGUAUGAGAAAAUAAAAGUAGAACUAAAGCUGAGAAUGAGCUUAUUGGCGUCAGGUUUCUGAAAGAUGCAAAAAAACAGGUGCUGGUUCAAUCGCUGACGAAGUUAUGGUAAACAAAAACUACUCUUAUAGAACGAAUUUGGUGUCUCAUGCAUGCAUCUGUGUGCGAAACGUUCCAUAGUAUAAAGGACUGCAGAGCAGCAUGAGUGAUAGCACCUUGCUUGGUCACCUUUUCCAUUCCUGAAGGCUGAAUUAACUCUCAAACAAUUUUUUAUAUAUAAUAUUAUAUUUCCUUACUUACCGUCCCUUUAUGAAAACCUUGUAAAAAAUCCUUGUAAAAAUGCUUCAGAUAACUUUGCACGUGUGAAUGUAAUCGAUGUUUUAUCACAAAUCACUGUACAUAUUUCGGCACGAGUUAUAUUUAUCUUUAAUAAUAAUGAGAUGAUGGUGAUAGGAAAUAGCGAAGAGUAACUAUUUAUUUGAACAAAACUGCAAUGCCGUCUUAAGUGACCUCUCUGAAAACUGUCAAUUAAGAGAGUGGAUGUAAUACCUGUAUAGUUAAACAUACAAUGCACUGGUAGACUCUUGCAUUUCAAGCUACGUGUGGUGUUAACUCAAAUUCGGACACAAUGUGGAAGGCCUUGUACACAAGAUUGUCAUUUGAAAUUAUGCUCCCCAUAGUCAUUAUUUACUGCACAUCACAUUGAUUGGAAGAUGCCAGACUGUUCCGCAAUUGAAUAUGACUCAUACUGCUUUCCCAUUUUUUUUAUUUGGCAGGGCUAAUACGUGAUAGGAAUUUUAUAUAAUAAUUUAGAUUUUUUGACUGAACUGUUUACGUUGUAUCGUCUUCCUCCAGUUUAUUUUGAAUCUCCAAAUGUAUUUGGGGGCUUGGCAUCGCUUUCGAUCCAAGAUGGCCAACUCGUGAAGAAGGAAAAUAAUAUGGAGGUUUUAAAGUUGAUGCCCUCUCAUCUUCUCAUUGUGUGGAUAUUGAGACCUGUAUAGGGUUUGUUUUAAUGGUGGACAAAUUUAACAAGGUUUACAUUACUGUGAAGUCAUAUUUCUGGAAAACUAUUCCAACUUCUUGAAGCAAAAUAUUAAAAUUUCGAACAGUUCGGUACUUACGUUAUUCACAAUGUUUAGAGGUUUUCACACUUGUGACUCAAUUACAAUGCAGUUCAUUAAGUUGAAGUAUGGACUACGGUUUUUAACUAUUAUUUUUUUAUUCCUCGGGAAUUCUGGGUUUUACUGUUACUUUUGUUAUGAAAGUUCUUUUACAAAAGUGAAACUACAUUUUUUUGAGAUAACUGCAUGUUUUUAAUCAAUACUGUGUCAUAAUAAACACUAUCUCAAAGAUUUUACUUUAUUUAAUUAAAAUGGCGGUUACCGGUGAUGAAUUUUAGAAUACAAAUACUUGAAGCUUAGUUUUUCUAGUUUUUCUAAAUGAAACAUCUUAGAUACGUUUUGACAAAUUUUGGUUGACAGGAUAUAAGCACAUAAUGGAUUGGUUUAUCUUUGUGAUUAUGAGAGAACGAACGUUCUGUAAAUGGUUCUUAAUGGUAUGGUUGUAAACAAAUAAUGAAUGUUUGUGCUGCGGUGGUAAGAAUAAUUUCAUGAGGUGAGAGGGGAGAUUUUUCAUUCCACGAGGAGAAACCGAGUGAAUGAAACUAUUGUUUCAUACAAUAUCUGCAUAAAUCCUCUUUUGUUAGAACAAACA